Messenger RNA from Schistosoma guineensis, 1764 nucleotides. The record is from the annotation of a GenBank genome assembly. Lineage: Eukaryota; Metazoa; Platyhelminthes; Trematoda; Strigeidida; Schistosomatidae.
AUGGAAACAGAAGGAUUGGAAAACGAAUUAAUUCAAUCAAUUCGACCUAGUUUAAAUGAAUUAUUACGAAUAUGGGAUUAUGUGGGUUAUAAUAAGUUGGAACGUUCACAACGUCUAAAACAUUUUGUUCAAAAACUUGAAACUGUUCUAUGCGAAGUAAUUAAAGAAGAGAAUUCUGCACGUCUUAUGAUGGAACAAAAAAUUGAAUUAAGACGUAGAGAAAUCGCUGAUAUGUGUCAACAAUUAGGUUUGGCACCAUUCCUACCUGAACGUGGACUUACUUCCAGUGAAUUAAUGAGAUCAUUGGAUGAAAAAGCGGAAGAAUUAAUUCAGCAAAAAAGUGCCCGAUGUGAACGUUAUUGUUGGUUACGAUCGAAGAUAUUACAUUUAGAUAAUUUAUUGGGUGGUGACCAAAUAUCGGAUAUUACAAAACAUAAGCUUGAUAUAGAUUUUCACACUACCUUCCCACCGAUUAUAAAAUUUUUUGGACAAUCGAAUUGUAUUGAUCAAAAUAACACGGAUAAAAAUGGUCAUUCAAAUGAAUAUGAAAGUUUAGAUCCUUCGCUAAUUUCGUCUAUUCAAACAUUACCAGAUCAAAUAAAUAUUGAAAAGCUUACUAAAAUUUAUGAAGAACUACAAUCAAUUUAUACACCUUUAGCUAAUCAACACGCUGCACUUCGUGAAGAUAUUGCUCGUGUAGCAGCUGAUAUUUUCUAUCAACCACAAUCAGAUAAAGAGGCUGAAAUUUUAACGAUUGUUGGAUUAAAACAUUUAUGCAAAAAUGGUAAUUCAAUUUCAACUCCUGGUGUAGUUAGACGAGCUAAUGAUGGAACAAGUUGUGUUAUGCCUAUAUCUACACCUAGUGAAAACUCAGAAGUCACUACAAAUGGUUUAGAUAAUAAUCAUGAUACAUAUGAACCUGUUGUAAAUAAAGAGAUACUUAGAUGGUUAACUGAUUGGCGAUUAAGAUUAGUCAAAGAGAAAGCUCGUUUAGUUGGUACUUGUGAAGAAUUAAGAGCUUACCUGUUACAAAUGUGGAAACGAUUAGAUAAACCGGAAUCAGAACAAAAAGAAUUCCUGGAAAUGCAUUCUGGUUAUAAACCUGAAACACUGGAAGCACUUCAGGAAGAAGUUGAUCGAUGUCAACAAAUGAAAUGGGAAAAUAUGCAAACAUAUUUAACUCGUCUUGAAAGUGAAGCUCUACGAUUGGCUAGUUUAUGUUGUGUAGAUGAGAAAAUUAUUCAACUACCAAAUGACAGUGAUAAACAAGAUCCAGAAAUAUUAAUUAAUCACUUAGAGACUAUAUUAGAACAAUUAAACCAGACCUAUUAUUUAUAUCGUCCUGUCUAUGAAUGUAUUGCAGUAUAUGAAUCGUCUUGGAAACAAUUAAUUGAUGUUGAAGCUCGUUUAAAAGAUCCAUCAAUAUUUUCUAAUCGUGGUGGUAUUUUAUUAAAAACAGAAAAAGAGAAAAAACGUCUAUUGAAAGAAGUGGAACGUACUGAAAAAGAGGCAAUAUCAGCUAUUGAACAAUAUGAAUUGAAAAGUUCAUCACAUUUUCUCUUAUCUAAUGGUAAAACAUUUACUGAACAUAUUAAUGAAAGAUGGAAUAAUUAUAAAACACUUAAAGAUACAUCAAAAUCACGUCGUUCAAUUGUUCCAACCACUAGUAAUAAUAGUAAUUCAACUAUCAGUAAUAAUAAUACCGGUAAUACAACACGUCCAACUUCAGCUAAUCUAACAGGAUCACCUGUAGCUCACACUUAG